AUGUUAUUAUUUGUCAUCAUUUAUCUACUUUGGAAAGCUCGUGCACGUUUAUGUCGUUCAUCAUCAUUGUCAAGAUCAGAUAUUAAUAAUUCACGUUUAUCAUCAAAUAAAUUUGAUUUAGAUUAUUGGUUAAAACAAGUUGAUUUACUUGAAGCUAAAGAAAUUGAACGUAAUCGUGGUGGUCUAUCACCUUAUCUUGAAUUACCAACUGAAGAACCACGUGAUAAUCAAGUAGCAACUGCUUCGUGGAUUAUUGAUGCAUGUCAUCAAUGGCGUCUUAUACAAUAUCGACAACAACAUCAACUUCUUCAACAAACAACAAAUCAACAAACUGAAUCAAAUCUUAUUCCAUAUAGACGACGUCGACAUAUUUUACGUCGUUUUAUUCGACGUCUUCUUAUUCUACCACAUCAACAUCCAUCAUUUUUAGAUCAACAUUUAUCAUCAUUAAUUGCUGAUUUAAGACCAAGUAUAGUAAAUAAUAAUUUAAUUCCACCAUUAGAAACAUUAGAUAUUCCACCUCGACGAGUUGUUUCAUGGCCUCGUCUCAAAUCAGCUCAUCAUCAAAAUGGUGCAAUGAUGAGUGCAUUAGAAGCACGAAAUGCUAGAAAACGUCUGCUUAAACAAAUAGCACGAACAAAUGUAUCGGAUAAAUAUGAAAACAAAACUUAA
This is a messenger RNA of Rotaria sp. Silwood2, 672 nucleotides long. The record is from the annotation of a GenBank genome assembly. Lineage: Eukaryota; Metazoa; Rotifera; Eurotatoria; Philodinida; Philodinidae.